AUGAAUGUAAAUGCAAGAAGCGAAACGAACCUCAAUCCUGGAGAUAACGGCGGAAAUGAUAAUCUGGCGGAACCUAAUGCCAGUAGUAAUGCACAAGGAUCUGAUACCUCUAAUGAAAGUGAUAAUGAUAAUAGAAAUGAAAUGAACAUAUUUGAUAGAUUUAUGGAUACUAUAUUAGGUGCUAAUCGAAAUAGGGCUCAACCUCCGAUGGCUAUUCCAAUAAUAAGUGGCGCCGGAGAUAACGGCUCUACCAUGGCGUCAGCUAAUACAGAUACAUCAAAUACUGCUGAAGAAGUAGGCUCCGGAACAGAUUCGUCUAAUCCUAAUACAUUGAGCACAAGUGCUGAUGCAAAUGGUGGAGCCAUUAUUAUAACAGUUAAUUAUGUGUUCUCUGAUGAAAAUAAUCCACAGAAUCCAAACAGAUCUGGCUCAUUGGUAAUGACUUUGCCAAACAAUUCAUCUAACAGAGACCCUAGAAUAAUUCAAGAAUUUAUCAGGUUGGCUACACAGAUGGCUUAUUCCACGAUUGUUAACUUAAACAAAGAAAAGGGUAUUACUAUCGAUAAGUUUAAUUCUUUCGAUAUUAAAACAUUAGAAGAACUCUCGGAUACCUCGAAAGAAUGUUCUAUUUGUUUCGAAGAUUAUGUAGCAUUUUCCAACGGUAGUGAUAAAAAGAGAAGCAUUGUUGAAGAUUCUAAAUCUCAUGAAGACACAUUCGUAAAGAAACGAAAAUUGAACACUGAUGAUUCUGGAUCUACAAAUAAUACAUUGUCUGCAUUGCCUACAUCAUCAGAUUCCACAGGGGCUUCAUCGGCUAGUGAGAAUACGUCGAGACCAAAAUAUUUAUCUGAAUUCACUGGAUCAUUUGAACAUCUUCCUGUUCAAAUGCCUUGUGGUCAUAUAUUUGGUAAAUCUUGUUUGUUCGAGUGGUUGAAAAAUCAUAGCUCUUGCCCGUUAUGCCGAGAUUCAGUCAGCGAAUCAAAUACAAAUGAAGCUUCAUCUACUGAAGCCAAUGGCAAUGUGCAAAAUAAUCCUAAUAUUACGAUGAUGCAUGGGGUCCAUAGACCUCUGUUGUCAGAUAUUUUCAAUUCAUUUGCUAGAGAUAGAGACAGCAACACACCUGUUAGAAGAAUUUUAAGGUCAGGAAACGGAUUAGGUGAGAAUAAUUCUCCACAUACCCAUAUACAUACUCAAUCUUUCUCUCCGCAAAGGUUAGAUUCGCAAGACAAUGUUCAAGAGGGUGAAUCAAGGCAGAAUGGAGUUUUUUCGCAUCUUUUGAAUUACCUCAGGAGAACCCAACUGAAUGAAAAUUCAGAACCGCUAUUCCCAACCGGAGUUUCUAGCAGGAGAACUACGACAGGUGUUGAAACAAGACUGACUGAUAGAAUUGAUUCUGAAGACAAUGUUUUAGAGUUUAUGAAUUUGAGAAGCCUUGUUGACGAUAAUAGAAAUAAUGAUGAUGUAACUAAUGUCGCAGAAGAUAAUAGUAACGCCGACAGCCAGAAUGAUAGCUCAGAUGGCAGCAAUACCAAUAACAAUACUAGUAAUAAUGACGCUCUGAAUCAGUAA
This is a messenger RNA of Debaryomyces fabryi, 1569 nucleotides long. RefSeq names its product ubiquitin-protein ligase. The coding region runs from base 1 to 1569 and encodes 522 amino acids. The transcript has a single exon. Gene Ontology annotation, biological process: ubiquitin-dependent protein catabolic process. The record is from RefSeq and is a predicted model, not a curated record. Gene Ontology annotation, molecular function: ubiquitin protein ligase activity. NCBI's taxonomy places the organism in Eukaryota, Fungi, Ascomycota, Pichiomycetes, Serinales, Debaryomycetaceae.